AUCCAUCCUUGCGUAUAGGAACGAAAUGUGUGAAGCGAAGCAUAACUCUUCGAAAAGCAGGAGCGGCGACGGGAUCGUCUCACUCUGAUAUGAGAAAUCAAGCGGCGAGGAAAGAAGCCACGUGGCACCCAGCACCUGAUUUAUGUGAAUGGAGGGAUUGAUAGAUACCCGCCCCAAAGCGUUGUCGGAACCCAACCAAUGGAAAAUAAUGGAAUCACUCUCAUUUGGUUUCUCGCAUCUAUUCUUGUCAAUGUGAUCUGAGAGACUGAGACAGAUACACGCCACGACAAAGCACCACAAUCAGUCCGCUGCAGCGUUAACUUUCACUUUCCCACGUUAGCAAACCUCUCGUACCUUCUGCUCUGUUUCCAAAGCUCCGGCUCGGGAUGGUUCGUUGCUGAACCGGACCGGUUCUACUCCGAGGGAUCAUCGCGCAUUCCACUCUCUUGUGGCGGUGAUGAGAGGGAACUGUUGGUUUAACCGUCGGACAGAGCAGCGGUUCCGCCAAAUCGCGAUCUCCACCUUUAAAUCAGCCAAGAUCAAGCUUCUGCUCUGUUGUUGCGUUGCGUUUACGCUUCUCGCGUUUUCCACGAGCGCUUCUUCCUUCGUUUUAUGGAACAAUCAAGCACCUCCUUACCCUCGCUUUCCUGAUUCGAGGAAAGGGUAUUCUAUAGUAAUGAACACAUGGAAGCGAUAUGAUCUCCUAAAGCAGUCCAUCAAACAUUAUUCAUCAUGUCCUCGACUUGAAUCAGUACAUAUUGUGUGGAGUGAACCGAAUCCUCCUUCAGAUAUUCUUUCAAAAUUUCUGCACCGUGUUGUUAAGUUCAAGUCUAAAGAUGGAAGACAAGUGAAUUUGAAGUUUGAUAUCAACAAGGAAGACAGUUUGAACAAUAGAUUCAAAGAAAUUAAGGAUUUGGAGACAGAUGCUGUCUUUUCUAUUGAUGAUGAUGUCAUAUUUCCUUGCUCUUCGGUGGAAUUUGCAUUUGAUGUUUGGCAAAGUGCACCUGAUACAAUGGUUGGAUUUGUACCUCGUGUCCAUUGGGUGGAUUCAUUGAAAGGUGAUGACAACAAAUUUAGUUAUGGCGGAUGGUGGUCUGUGUGGUGGACUGGUACAUAUAGCAUGGUCCUCUCCAAGGCAGCAUUCUUUCACAAAAAGUAUUUCAAUAUCUACACAAAUGAGAUGCCAUCCUCAAUUAGAGAAUAUGUAACCAAGAACAGGAAUUGUGAAGAUAUUGCAAUGUCUUUCCUUGUUGCAAAUGCAACUGGUGCACCCCCCAUAUGGGUUAAAGGUAAAAUUUUUGAGAUUGGAUCUACUGGAAUCAGUAGUUUGGGAGGUCACAGUAAAAGAAGAACAGAAUGCGUCAACAAAUUUGCUGUCGUGUUUGGGCGGAUGCCCUUGGUAUCCACGACAGUUAAGGCUGUGGAUAGCCGCAAUAUCUGGUUUUGGUGACGCUGGAAUUUUGAUCAUUGCUUUUUUAGAAAUUCCACUACGUCAAUUAGUAGCUAGCUGAGUUACUCCAUUCACGUUAGUCACAGUGCUGUAUAAUAUUGGAUCUUAUACACAAUUCAUGCAUUUUGCCCCUAAUUGAGCAAAUUCCUUAGGUUGAUUUCUUGUAUUAUUGUCAUGUAAUACAAGGCAGCAUCCUUUGGUGCUUUUUUCUCAGAAUAUUACGAAUUUGAUUGUAGAAUAUUAAA
Messenger RNA from Abrus precatorius (Indian licorice), 1695 nucleotides. RefSeq names its product glycosyltransferase family 64 protein C4. Gene Ontology annotation, molecular function: glycosyltransferase activity. The record is from RefSeq and is a predicted model, not a curated record. The transcript has 5 exons. The coding region runs from base 458 to 1450 and encodes 330 amino acids. Gene Ontology annotation, cellular component: membrane. NCBI's taxonomy places the organism in Eukaryota, Viridiplantae, Streptophyta, Magnoliopsida, Fabales, Fabaceae.